Lathyrus sativus (Indian pea) is the source of this 1035-nucleotide messenger RNA. The record is from the annotation of a GenBank genome assembly. NCBI's taxonomy places the organism in Eukaryota, Viridiplantae, Streptophyta, Magnoliopsida, Fabales, Fabaceae.
AUGGAAGACAUAGAUCCAGCUUACAUACAAUCCACAGAACACCGUCCCAACUUAUCCACCUUUGUCGAAGUUGAUGAAAUUCCAAUCAUUGACCUCUCACAAAGUAAUCGACAAAACCUGGUCUCAGAGAUUGGCAAGGCGUGUGAAGAAUGGGGGUUCUUUCAAGUAAUCAAUCAUGGAGUUCCCUCUGAUGUUAGCAAAAAGGUUGAAAUUGAGGCCAAGAAGUUCUUUGAGCAAAACAUAGAGGAGAAGAAGAAAGUGAAAAGAGAUGCGGUCAAUGCAAUGGGGUAUCAUGAUGCAGAACAUACUAAGAACAUAAGGGAUUGGAAAGAGGUAUUUGAUUUUCUUGUUGAGAAUACAACACAAGUUCCUUCUUCUCAUGAACCAAAUGACUCGGGGCUAAGGACUAUCACCAACCAAUGGCCACAAUACCCUCCUCAUUUCAGGGAAACAAUGGAGGAAUAUGCUAGGGAAGUGGAAAAGCUAUCUUACAAGUUAUUGGAGUUGAUUUCAUUGAGCUUAGGCUUACCUGGUGACAAAUUCCAUGACUGCUUCAAGAAUCAACUAAGCAUGGUGAGGCUGAAUCGCUAUCCUCCGUGUCCUUUCCCUGAUUUGGCACUUGGUGUUGGUCGUCACACUGAUUCUAGUGCCUUGACUGUCCUUGCACAAGAUGAAAUUGGAGGCUUACAAGUUAAAAGAAAAUCUGUUGGUGAUUGGAUUCCUGUUAAACCUACUCCUACUGCAUUCAUCAUCAAUGUCGGUGACGUUGUUCAGGUUUGGAGCAAUGAUAGGUAUCAGAGUAUCGAACACAGGGUAGUAGUAAACACACAGAAAGAAAGGUUUUCAAUUCCGUUGUUCUUUUAUCCAGGUCACCAUGUUACGGCGAAACCAGCAGAAGAACUGGUGAAUGACAAGAAUCCUGCCAAAUAUAAACCAUACAAUAUUGGUAAAUUCUAUGCUAAUAGAAACCGCAGUGAUUUCAACAAACGCGAGGUUGAGAAUAUCCAAAUUCAUCAUUUCAGAAUUUUGGAUUAG